AUGGUCCAGCAUCAUGCAGGGGUUUGUUCUGGUUCAGUGGGCGGACUGAAGCUGCGUUGUGCCUCCAGGUGCUGUUCAUACGUGGGUCGCCGCGGGGGCGGCCCACAGGCCAUCUCCAUCGGCAAAAACUGCGAUAAAUUCGGGAUUGUCGUUCACGAGUUGGGACAUGUGAUCGGAUUCUGGCACGAACAUACCCGGCCGGACAGAGAUGCCCACGUCAGCAUUAUCCGAGAAAAUAUACAGCCAGGGCAGGAGUACAACUUCCUGAAGAUGGAGCCUGCCGAGGUCAAUUCCUUAGGGGAGACGUAUGACUUUGACAGCAUUAUGCACUAUGCUAGGAACACCUUCUCCAGGGGUGUUUUCUUGCACACCAUCCUUCCUCGCAGAGAUGAACAUGGCAUGAGGCCUCCCAUUGGACAGAGAGUAAGACUGAGCAAAGGUGAUAUCGCCCAAGCCAAGAAGUUGUACCGAUGUCCAGCCUGCGGUGAAAGCUUGCAGGACUCAGUUGGGAACUUUUCAACCCCAGGCUUUCCGGACGGGUAUCCAACUUUCUCUCACUGUGUGUGGAGAAUAUCGGUGACCCCGGGAGAGAAGAUCAUAUUAAAUUUUACAACCAUGGACGUGUAUAAAAGCAGCCUGUGCUGGUAUGAUUACAUUGAGGUACGCAAUGGAUACUGGAGGAAGGCGCCACUCCUGGGGCGACCAGAACCGAACACUGUACUUUUGAAGAGGCCUCAACUACAUACUGUACAACUUCAACAUGACAUC
Molecule: messenger RNA, 768 nt
Organism: Chiloscyllium plagiosum (whitespotted bambooshark)
Lineage: Eukaryota; Metazoa; Chordata; Chondrichthyes; Orectolobiformes; Hemiscylliidae
Source: RefSeq, a predicted model, not a curated record